AUGUCGCUUCCGAGCAGACCAUUUCUUGUCAGUGCGCUUUCAGGUAGAGCGAGCAACAAAACUGGUUCGUUCAUCAAAGAAGAAAAAAAAGAACAGGAAAAUCUAAUUAUCACUACAAUGCAACAGCAAACGAUUCGACUUUCGGAGCAUAUAAAAAAAAAACUUCGACAACAUCACAUAACGCCUCUUAGUCUUUCAUCUAGUGACUUAACACUUUCAGACAACUCCGACGAUGAUGACGUUUUCUUAGUUACAUCUGCUCAAGAAAAGACCGCGCAGCGUCGACGAAGUAACUCGACUCAGUCCAAACCAAGUUCGUCGCUGAAAAGUGCGAAAGCAACAUGUCAAGAUUGCCAUCGACGAGAGAAUCUCCUUCGAAAUGAGCAUGAACGUCUUGUGCAAAUCUGCGAUGAAAAUCGACGACUAAAUGAACAACUUCGUUCAGCAGUAAUGGCCAAUCAUCAUUAUCAAGAAGAAAAUACGAAGUUAAAACUUCACUUAAACAAACUUAGCACACAUCUAAGAGAGUAUCAAGUGAAUUUCAACUUGCUAAACCAACAGCUCACCGCACAAAAGAAUAACAAAAGCAUUUUAAAUCGUAAUACUGAUGCUGAACAAUUGAAAAGACUGCGAUAUGAAUUAAAUGCAUACAACGAAAGCGUUGCUACCAAACAACAGCAAGAUAACGAAUAUGACUCAUACCGGAAAUGGUCACAAAGGAAGUAA
This is a messenger RNA of Adineta ricciae, 726 nucleotides long. The record is from the annotation of a GenBank genome assembly. Lineage: Eukaryota; Metazoa; Rotifera; Eurotatoria; Adinetida; Adinetidae.